AUGACCCAGGUUGAAGCCGAAAAGUCGUACAUCAGCUGCAAAACGGCGGCAACGCAGGCAAUCACCGAGGCACAGGAAACAAAGUUACAAUCGUCGUCAACGGAGGCCUACCUGGCAGAGAUGUGCCGCGCGAUGGACGGGUAUCUGCGCUGCUCUCAUCCAGUGAUCCUCGAAAAAUGUGGUGCUGAAGCCUGGAAACUGGUGUCAACGGUUACAAGAGACAGUCUAGGAGUGACGAUGCCUGAUUGCGACAUGCGAUCAGCUUUGAUCUGA
Cooperia oncophora is the source of this 273-nucleotide messenger RNA. The record is from the annotation of a GenBank genome assembly. NCBI's taxonomy places the organism in Eukaryota, Metazoa, Nematoda, Chromadorea, Rhabditida, Trichostrongylidae.